Molecule: messenger RNA, 5519 nt
Organism: Brassica rapa (field mustard)
Lineage: Eukaryota; Viridiplantae; Streptophyta; Magnoliopsida; Brassicales; Brassicaceae
Product: organic cation/carnitine transporter 6
Biological process (GO): transmembrane transport
Cellular component (GO): membrane
Molecular function (GO): transmembrane transporter activity
Source: RefSeq, a predicted model, not a curated record
UGCUUCAUCUCAAGUGUUGCAUGCGUCAUCAGCAUGUCCAAUAAUAUCAAUAAGAUCUCUGUUAAUUAAUGUCUCUAACCAUCUUUUCAUUUUUUGGUUUUCAUAUAAACCAUAUAAUCCAAAUCUUCAUUCUCGAUUUUGAGUUAGUUGCUAACUUACUUUUUAAAUAUUGACAUUAAAUUUGUUUGUGCAAUUGUGCAUAUGAUAUUCGUACAAAUAUAAGCUAAUGACUAAUGAGUAUUGAUAUCACUUGGGGUGAAAUAAUGAUCUCUUCACUUUGAUCAGAGAUAUUUCUGUUCCUCUCUGCUGAUGUGUGUUCUUCCUCAUCCAGUCCAAAAUUUUUAAAACCAUAUCUACAAGUAUUAAUGACAAGUUAUUAUUAUGUGGUACUACUAAAUUUAUGGCAUCACCUAUAAGUAUGAACGCCACUAAAAGAAAAACAGCAAAUUAAAUUCUCAUUAUCAUAAUAUUGACUUCAUCGUCCCCACGCUUUUCACGACUCAUGGCACAUUUUGUAACUCAUGUCAAACUAAAACACGUUGAGAUUUUUUUUUAAAGUUAGAUAGACUUUAGAAUUAAGAGUUUAUUAGAGUUGGUUGAUUUAAAAGUUUGAAAUUUUGUUAAAUUUACUUAACUCUGGUAGUCUUUUAAAAAUUUAGUAAUAGAUUAAAAAAAUUAAUAAUCAAAAGAAUAUCUAAAAAUCUGAUAACUUCUUUUAAUAAGUUAAAUUAUUAAAAAAAUAUCAUUUCAAAAUAAAUAUUAAUUUGCUAAACAAUAUUUAAUUUUUAAAUAUUACUAUAGUUAGUUGACAAAAAUAAUAAUAAUACUAUAGUUAAUUUUUUUUAAAAAAAUUAUAAUAUAACCAAUAAUAAUAAAUUAUGUUAAGUUAUUAUAAUUAAUAAAUCAAUAACAAUAUAAUCUAAAAUUAUAAUAAUUAACAAAAAAAUUUACCCCCACUACUCUUGUUAGAAAUGUUAUAGGUUUUUAUUUAAUGAAAACUCAGAUUCAGAUUAUUAUAUAUAAGCUGUAAGAAGGGCAAUGAUCAUCCAAUCAUCCAAUAGCCAACCCCUUGAAAAGAAAAGAAAAAUCUCUAAAACCCCAAACAAUAUUAAUGUCUGGUCCUUCAGAACCAUUGUUGCUGUCUCAUAUCGGCGCCGAUGAUUCUAACGUCGACCACAAAACCAGACCAGAAGCUUUAACUUUCGACAGCAUUGUCGAACACAGUCUAUCAGAUUUUGGGUUCUGGCAACUCUUCCAGGUAAUCCUCGUUGGACUCACUUUGCUCUUCGAUGCUCAGCAGAUAUUCAUCACGGUUUACACAGACGCAUACCCUACAUGGCACUGUCUUAACCACACGAUCUGCGAUCAAGCCACUUCCGACAUCUGCAAGCUCCCAAGAUCAGCUUGGGAAUGGGACGGUGGCUCCACGGACAAAACCAUCAUUUCAGAUUUUGGACUCGAGUGCUCGAGCUCAUUACUCAGAGGUAUGCCUACCUCUGCUUUCUACAUCGGUGGCAUCGUUGGUGGAUUCGUUCUAGCUUUAAUCCCAGAUGGUUUCUUGGGCCGCAAGAAAUUAGUUUUUCUCUCAACUUUUGCUACGUCAGUGACUGCAAUCUCUGUUGUUUUCUCAACCAACGUAUGGAUUUACACAACACUAAAGUUUGUCAACGGGUUCUCGAAAUCACAGACAUGGUCAUAUGCGAUGGUUCUCAUCAGCGAGCGAGUCUCCACCAAAUGGAGACCAAGAGCUACCAUGAUUCCAUUUACCUUUUUCGUUUUAGGGUUUAUGUCAUUGUCUGGAAUCGCUUACCUUGCUCAACACUCUUCAUGGAGAUUUCUCUAUCUCUACACAGCCGUUCCCGCAUUAUUAUACUGUAUCUUUCUCUACCUUUUCGCGCUCGAAUCACCUCGGUGGCUUCACUUGCAAGGAAACGACGAAGAAGCCAUUAAAGUUCUCAAAAGCAUGUCAUCGAAGAAUAAACCCUACUUGGAAUUACUAGUUUCUGUGUUACCCCUGGAGCAAGAAACCUCUAAACAACUGCCAAGGUACUCUAUUAAGGACUUCUUCUUCCGAAAGUGGGCUUUUCGGAGGAUUGUAGUUGUUAUGAUCAUAAUGUUUGGAUUGGGAAUAUCAUACUACGGAGUUCCUUUAGCAGCUAGAGACAUAGACGUCAACAUCUACUUAUCUGAAACCCUAAACGCAGUGGUGGAGUUGCCUUCUUUUGUUAUCACUCCGAUUUUAUUGGAGAGGUUCAACAGAAGAAGCUCUGUUCUAGUGAAUACCUUACUCGGUGGAGCUUCGGGAGUGCUUUGUUUCGUUCUCAGCGUUCUUGGGAAAACAGGCAUUGCGUUUGCGUUUGAGCUAUCGACGUUUUUCUGUGCAAGGAUCGGAUUCAACCUAAUGGCGGUUUACAUGGUUGAAAUGUUUCCUACUUGUGUGAGAAGUUCUGCAACAAUGAUGUUUAGACAGGCCCUUGUUGUUGGAGGAGCUUGUUGUCCGCUCAUUGCUUCCAUUGGAAGAGAUCUACCAUCAGUAUCCUUUGCGAUUUUCGGAGUUGCCAUGUCUGGUUUGGGGUUGUUCGUUUUGAUUCUACCCGAGACAAAAGGUUCAAGCCUCUGCGAUACAAUGGAAGAACAAGAAAAAAGAGAUCAAGCUAUAAACUCUAGCCGUUGUUGAUGAGUUUAAUUAAGAGUUUCUUUCAUCUUAUAAAUUACCUAUCUUAAUAUGUUUUCAAAUAUAUGUGGGUGUUGAAGCAAAAUACUGAUAAAAAGUGAGUUGAAGUAUUGUUAUGUAAACCUAAAUAAAAUUUGAUAUUCGUCCACAAAGCUAUCCAAUGAGUGUCUAUGUCUUUUAACUAGUAUCACGGCAAAUAAUCUGUCAAAUUGAAGUUGAAAACCUUCAAAAUUACAUUACCAAAUAUACAAAAACCAAGAGUCGCAAAUAACUUAAUGCCUAGUGUUAAGAUCUCUUCUAAAAAGAGAAUGUUAUAGAAACUCUAGUACUAGAUUCUAUCAAACUAGAUUUUAAAUAAAAAUAUAGAAACUAAAGUUUAAUAUUUUCUAAAUGCUUUUUAAAGUAUAAAAUAAUAGUUUGGAUAUAUAUAUAUUUUAUGUUUAAAAACUUUUAAAAAAUAAUUAACUUUAAUUUUUAUAUUUUUAUUUUCCUUUGACAUACAAAAUAUCAAAAAGUAGUUUAGACUAUUUACAAUUUUCUCCAACAAAGUAAGAUUUACGUAAUCUAAAAAAAUCAAGACAUAAAAUUUAUAAAUAUUUAAAUAUCUAAUUAAAUAAUAAAUUAAACUUCAAAUACAAAAUAAACCAAAAUUAAAAGAUCAUUGUAAUAAAAUGUCAAUAACGGAAAUAAAAUAAUACCAAAUCACAUCAACUAAUUUUGAUUCUCUCUACCAUCAUUCACUUCAUUUUCUUCAGGUGGCAUAGUGAAACUGAAAUCUUCAUCAAAAUCUAAAAAUCACAAAUAUAAAAUUGAAAAAGGAAAACCUAACUUUUUUUGUCAGCACUUAACUUCUUAAUUGUAAACUUAGAAUAUAAAACAUAAUUUAAAAACUUAAUUAAAAACUUAAAAAAAUGAAGUAAAAGUUAUUUAUUGGUUCGACCGGUGGUUCAACCGGUAUCGGGUUCCAGGUUUUACUGGAUUUUUGCGGGCUUUUAAAUAUUGGGUUUUUCAUAAAACCCAAACCAGAUUUUUUCUGGGUCACCGGGUUUACCGGUUCAACCGCGGGUCCGGGUCGGGUUUUAAAAUACUGGUAUUUAUACAUUUUAAUUAAUGUUAUUUUGAUCAUUUUAUGUGCUAUUUUUUGUGACAUCUUAUGAUAUUUCUCUAUAUGUUUUUUUUUUUUACAAUAAAACUAAUGUUUUGCCUUUGUUGACUUGGCUUCAAUAGUCUUUGAUGGUUUUCGAUUGUUUUCUUUGUCAUACUCAUACCGUCAAAGAGACCAAGUUAUAGAUCCGAAAUUCGGUUACUUACUUAAAGUAGGCCUAAUUUAAAGUCUUUCGUAACUAAGGAUAUAUUAAUCAACUUGCAUUUGAUUCUCAACGUGAUGACGACCAACAUGGAAUCAAAUCAAGGGCAACUCAUGUUUAUGUAAUGUAGAUUAUGUUUUGCGUAUUUGAACCAAAAAAAUCUAUGUUUUGCUGACCAAAAAGGUGUAAUAUAAUAAUUCUAGUAGAUACUAUAUCUUUUUCCUAUCUUUGUCUUUCGAAAGAUAUCUCUUUCUCUAUCAUUCCUGUUUAGAAAGCAUUAAAAAAAUCGUACCCGAUUAGCUGUGAUUAACGCUCGAAAGAAAUAAGAUUGAGAAAAAUCUCUUUAGGCGAUCUUCCACGGAAGAUCACCAACCCUAUAUUUUUAUAUAGCUAAAGAGAAGACAAAAAUCACCAUAUAUUUGACUAAACACACCUGCUUUUGUGGAUAUUAGUUACAUAUCCUUAUGUAAGGUGGGAUUUUUUAAUUAAAUGUUUUGUUGAAGAAAUUAUAUAUAGAACUUGAAUCCAUUAAAAGAUAAUCAAACGUUCACUGUAUAUUCAUUUUUAUAAAUAGAUUUCUAACACCUUGAGAUAGUUGCUAAGUUAUCUUAUCAAUAAUUUGUCAUUAAAUUUUGUUCGUGCAUAUGAUUUUAAAAAAAAGUUAUUACGUUUUCAAAUAUAGCAAAAAUAUCACCUAAUGAGGAAUAAUACUUACUUGGAGUGAAGUAAUGAUCUUUCCCUUUGAUCAAAGAUAUUUUGUUCAUAUGCUAAUGGUCUUCGAUCUCUCAGAAAUUAUUCGAAAUUGUGAAUCCAGUGAAAACAUUUCAGAGUUAAUAUAUAUAAGUUUAUGGUUUCCAAUUAAUCGUAAAUGUUUAUGACUUUAUAAAUCUCAAGGUCUGCUUAUACUACUUGUAUUAGUUAUAAGUCAUUACUAUGUGUGCUACUAUAUUCAUGGCAUGACCUAUAAGCGUGGACGUCAUUAAUAGAGAGACAUCCAAUUAAUUACUGUACUUAAUUACUGACCCACGUUUCUCACGAGCAGGUUUUAAAAUACUACUCGUAGUCUAGUAGUAUGGACGUCAACCCACGCUUCUCACGACUAUCAAACUGAAAUUACACGCAGUGGCGGAGCCAGACAUUAAUUUGACCGGGGUCAAUUUUUUUUAUAAUAGAAUAUAAAUGAUAUAAAAUUUAUUUAAUUAAUUAAUUAAAAAAUAAAAUUAUUAAAUAAAUUAAAAUUAUUUGAGUUUAUAUUUAUUCAAACAUUAACUUACAAAAUAGUAUUUUCUAUUCAUUGGAACUCUAUAAUGAUCUAAAAUGGUUAAAGACAAAAAUAUAAUGAAGAAUAAAAUAAGAAUAUGUUAUGGAAAAUGCAAAACGUUUACUUUUUUUACUGAAAUAUAAAUGUUAGACAGCUGGAAAAAAUGGAAAGACAAUCAAACAAAUUAAAACGUAAGGAAAAUAUGGAAAUGAUUAUUAAAGUUAUAAUUAGAAUGCCAUUUCUCAAAAAAAAAGAGUAUUAAAGUAGUGGAAAUUUA